CUAUUCCUUAGCCUAAUAUAUACUCUGUAUUACGGAUGACCAGAGAGGGGUGAUUGGCAUCUUCUUGUAUUUAAAAAAAAAGGGGUUGUUCGGUUUAUGAAGAAGCAAGAAGAAACAUUAUUACGUUUUUAUCUUUUUCUUCCUAAUAGCAAACCUGCACAAAUCAUAAAGUUAUUAUGAUAUCAGAGAGGUUCUUGGGUUAAUCGGUCGCAGAUCACUUUUUCUGAUUAACCAUCGGCAGGGAUGUCGACGGAAGAGGAAGAAUAUACGCCGGCGACGGAAAUCGAUUAUACUUCUUAUCAUAGUUCUGGAGCACCUCACGGGAAGCCUCUGGCGAAGGUGCACGCUGUUGUGGCUGAAAUAGUGACCAAGCAGCAACAUAACAGUGAAGGAGGUAACAACCAGACUACUCCUCUGCCGGGGUUUACACCCGAACAAUGGAAAUUUUUGCUCUCCACAUUUGGUAAUUCACUCUCUACUAACGGUCGCAUAGCCGGACCGUCCCUUGAGGAGGCUGAUUAGAACAGGUGAACGGCGGAAUGGACUGUACUACCUACGGGAGGAACCAACAACACAUGUGUUGACAAUCAAAGAGUCAAAGAAUGUUGUAGCAGAUUUGUGGCAUCAAAGGUUGGGUCACCCAUCUUCUCAAAUAGUUGAAAAUUUGGCUCCCGUAAGUGGAUUGAAAAAUUUUGGAAUAUCUCCUUGUGAUAUUUGUUUUAGAGCUAAGCAGACUAGGGAUUCUUUUCCUACUAGUUCGAAUAAAACUCAUGAUGCUUUUGAGAUGAUACAUUGUGAUUUAUGGGGCCCAUAUAAAUCUCCUUCUUCGUGUGGUGCUAGACAAUUUUUGACAAUUGUUGAUGAUUAUUCCCGUGCUGUUUGGGUUUAUCUGCUUCUUGAUAAAAGGGAGGUUUUCAAGAUGUUUCUCUCUUUUGUUGCUAUGGUUGAACGUCAAAUUUCUAAGAAAAUAAAACGUGUGCGAAGUGACAAUGGGACUGAGUUUAAUUGUUUGAAAGAUUUUUUCCGCACUAGUGGUAUCAUAUUCCAGACCUCUUGUGUUGGUACACCCCAACAGAAUGGGCGUGUUGAGCGUAAGCAUAGACAUAUAUUAAAUGUGGCACGUGCGUUGAGAUUUUAGGGGAACUUACCCAUUUCUUUUUGGGGAGAAUGUGUAUUGACUACUUCUUAUCUUAUUAAUCGCACACCUUCUGCGAUUCAUGAUUACAAAACACCUUAUGGAAUAUUGUUUGGUGUCCCCCCUUGUCAUAAACCUCUGCGAGUAUUUGGAUGUUUAUGCUAUGCUUUCAAUAUGAAGUCUGAGAAGCUGUUCUGUUCGUCUUAAUCUUAUUACUUAUUGCUAAUUCUUAUUUUAUUCAGAUCAGAUCAGAUCAGAAAAAUUUAGAUCAGAUCAGAUCAGAAAGAUUCAGAUCAGAUCAGAAUCAUUCAGAUCAGAUCAGAAAGAUUCGGAUCAGAUCAGAAACAUUCAGAUCAGAUCAGGAACAUACAGAUCAAAUCAGUAACAUUCAGAUCAGAUCAGGAACAUUCAGAUCAGAUCAGAAAAGUUC
Cuscuta epithymum is the source of this 1565-nucleotide messenger RNA. Lineage: Eukaryota; Viridiplantae; Streptophyta; Magnoliopsida; Solanales; Convolvulaceae. The record is from the annotation of a GenBank genome assembly.